Molecule: messenger RNA, 1675 nt
Organism: Polypterus senegalus (gray bichir)
Lineage: Eukaryota; Metazoa; Chordata; Cladistia; Polypteriformes; Polypteridae
Product: protein reprimo A-like
Exons: 1
Coding region: 313-636 (107 amino acids)
Source: RefSeq, a predicted model, not a curated record
UUUGGGGCAGCGGCCAGAGCGGUCCGUUCCUGACACGAAUUGUUUUUUUUUUUAUGACGGGACGUUUGGAUUAAUACUGCUCGUUUGAAGCGUCAGCGUUUUUGAUGUUUUCAUCACCCUGAGCUCUCCGAUUGGAUUGGCCACUGUUCGGGAUUGGAAGUUUUCCUUAUAGUGGGCAUCGCUUGGGCUCUGACGAGUGAGGGGUCGGUGCCUGCAGAGGACAUCAGUGACAUUUGCAUUCGGAGGGUCUUCUUCUGGAUUAACAUCACAGGCUCUCUCUGCUCAGGGAGCCUCCAAGCAGACCGGUGCGCUAUGAACGCCACAGCGCUUCUCAACAGGAACGCCGGAGGGGCUCACUUCCCCAAGAGUCUCGAAUCGGUGAUCCGGUGCUGCAACCUGACCGGGUCAGUCAUUCGGGAUGACGGCUUUGGGGUCUCCUUCCCGGACGAGCAGAACCACUACAUUAUGCGGGUGGUCCAGAUCGCCGUGCUCUGCGUGUUGUCGCUCACCGUGGUGUUCGGCGUCUUCUUCCUCGGGUGCAACCUGCUCAUCAAAUCUGAAAGUAUGAUCAACCUGCUGGUGAGGGACAGGAGACCUUCCAAGGAAUCAGAGGCCAUCAUGAUCGGGUCCUACUAAGGAGGUCGACCUCAUCUAUUAAACUAUCUGGAUCUGCAAGUGAUGCGCACCUGGCUGUGGAGCUCGGUGACCGAAGGGCCAGGCAAUCUGCAGUGGUGACAGCGACGCUCCAGGGUGGCCUGUAGAAGUGUGACUACUAAACGAAACGCUUUUAGUGACAAUAAACAAUGUCGACCUUAGUAACAAUGCGAUGCGGAAGAAUAUGUGGAAGACCCUCAAAAAGGAGCUUUUGGUAACACGCGUAGCCUUUGUGUGGUUGGGACCAUCGAUAACUCCAGGAAACACGAUUGUAGAGAACCUCAUCAUGGGUCGUGUUGCAAUCUAUGAUCAAUAAUUUUAAAAAGUAAAAAAACGAUUUAAACUUUGUGACGGCUACAUGGAGUUCGGAUGUUCUCUCCAUCCCUGUUGUCCUUGGUUGGGCACAUCUGUGGGCCUCAAUGUGCACGGGAUUUCGUUGUUAAUGCGAAUCGUCUGGACGCGAGGCAACACGCAUGUGCACAGGUUCAUCUCUGCUGUCUCCGUGCACGUGAGCCCCGCGAGCUCCUGCCUUCUCUCCCCGAGACUUUACGGCGGGGCGGCCGCCCUGCUACACGAAUUUCUCAGUAAGCCCCCGGACAUCAGCACGCGGGACAGGCUGGUGGGCCCGUAAAUCAGGUAAUCCCGUCAAUUCCCAUGGAACCUGAAGACGGACACCCGGGACUGCGACACGCACACCUGCUGCGGAGGGUAACGCAGAACUGCGGGAUUGGACCACCGAGUCAACCCGGGAAGAUACAAAAGGUCGAAAACCAGCAACCGCCAUCGUUCGUCCGUCCGUCCCUCUGUCUUCAUCUUCCUGGAAUCUGCUUAUAAAAGGAACAUAGAAAACAAAAAUAAAUGAAUGUAAAAAAUAACUACGAAAGUUGAAAGCAGUGGGUCAUCGUGAAGAUUCCAAGAACUCUUUAUACAUAUUAACUUAUAAUUAAAUAACAUAGACAUGUUGCUUUAGUUACGGCGGUGGUUCUUAAACUGUGGGGCGGGCCCCCCUAGAGGGGCGCGA